UCACUGUCGUCGGCCACCAGAGUAGAAUGCAGUCGUGGUGAUGGUCGUCGGCCGCGGCCGCGGAGGUACAGGCGCAGGCACGGCGGCCACGGUGCUGAUGCUCCCGCUGCCGUCGUCGCCGCGAGGGGUGUACGCCGGAGGCGGGACGUCGGGCAGGUCUUCGGCCUCACCUGCUCCUUGUACAAUGUUAUUGUCGUUGUGGCUUAUGCUGGUGCUGCUGAUACCGGCCGUGCUGAUCCAGCCGGACGACUGGUUUGAUAUGCCUGGGGCAGAUGACGGCUGCCUGGGGACUGAGUUGGUGGAGGAAGAGGACGACGACGAUGACGACGACGAUGACGACGUCGAGGGCGGCGGGUAGUCGACGAGCUUGACAGUACCGCGCUCGUAGCGCUCCUGAUCGCGGCGGGCCUUGCGCCGAAUCAGCAUGCACGAGGACAGGGACACGGCGGCGAAGGCGGCGACGAUGACGAUGGCAACGGCCCAGAGGGGGAAGCCAUUGCUGCCCCAGGUCGUGUCGGGGUCGGCUCUCUUGGCUUGUAUGAGAAAUGCAUCGGAUCUCAAAGAGACUGAGGGCAUUGCUGGGGCGGGUUGUAGUAUGUGCGUGCGUGUGAGUGUGUGUGCGUGGUUCUGGAGCAGGGUGGGCCUGGAUAUGCCGAAUUGCUGGCCGGCUAGAUCGGAAACCACGAGGAACGUGGAAGACGCCAGUCAAGAUGGGACGAGACAAUUGGCAGCAAGCAGGCGAGAGAUGAUGACGGCUUUGGGGAGAUCAGAAGGCAGCGGCGGGACUUCGAGAAGGGAAAAAGAGGGCAUCGGCAGCUCUUUGUGGGAGGGCUCGGGAAUAAACCACGUCUGGCUGGAGGCAGUGCGUGACAUGAUUGUUACCAGAGUUUUGAUUCGCGGCCGUGGCUGUCUGCACGGCGUGAUCGUCGCUGCCGGCAGCAAACAAGGUACUUGUCCCAACCUUAAGGUGCGUGCGCAUAGGUACCAAGAUACCUCCCCCUUCCAGAUUCCUUCAGCCAACAGCAGGCGGCGGUAUGCGCAGUCAGCGUCACCCAGGACCGUUACUGUACCCGCCUCGAGACAGUUAUGGCGUGGCCUGGCGUGGCCAAGGCGUG
Molecule: messenger RNA, 1115 nt
Organism: Microdochium trichocladiopsis
Lineage: Eukaryota; Fungi; Ascomycota; Sordariomycetes; Xylariales; Microdochiaceae
Exons: 1
Source: RefSeq, a predicted model, not a curated record